CAGCGCCUCCCAGUCAGUGUUAUGCUGAUUUCUCUCUCUCUCGUUCUCUGGUUACAUUAGCAUCACCCUGGCCUUAUCUUCCUGGCUUCACUACAAUGACCCACUGCAUCUCCAAGGAAAUGUGUGCAGGCAAAUGUACUGUCUGUAUGUAUGUAUGUAUGAAUGAAUGAGUGUGUCUGUUAAUGCAAUCCUGGCUCUCCACCUGGCCUUCAUGAGUUUAUCUGAGGACACACAUCUCCUCCCUGGAAGAUGGGAAAUGCUUCAGACACAACCCUGUUUGUCUCCACAAUCUCAAAGGAGCUUGACUUGCUCAUGGGCACUUUCUACAGCAUAUUCUGUGUUCUGUCUCUCCUGGGGAAUGGCAUCUUGCUGCUUGUUGCGUAUCGUAAGCGAUUGUCCUUGAAGCCGGCCGAGUUCUUCAUCAUAAACCUGUCCAUCAGCGACCUUGGGAUGACCCUGUCUUUAUUCCCUCUGGCCAUUCCCUCAGCAUUCGCUCACAAGUGGCUGUUCGAUGAGAUCACCUGUCAGUUUUACGCUAUGUGUGGGGUUCUGUUUGGUCUGUGCAGUCUGACCAACCUCACAGCUCUCUCUUGCAUCUGCUGCCUCAAAGUCUGCUUCUCUAACUAUGGCAAUAAAUUCUCCUCAUCCCAUGCCUGCUUCCUGGUGGUGGCAGUGUGGUGUUACGCCUCUGUGUUCGCCAUCGGUCCCCUGGCACAUUGGGGACACUACAGAGCAGAGCCUUAUGGCACUGCCUGCUGCAUUGACUGGAACGUACCCAACUACGAGCUGUCUGCCCUGUCCUACAUUGUCUGCCUGUUCCUCUUCUGCUACGCUCUGCCCUGCACCGUCAUCUUCCUCUCCUACACCUUCAUCCUGCUGACGGUGCGCGGCUCUCACCAGGCCGUCCAGCAGCAUGUGUCACCCCAGACCAAGACCACCAACGCACACGCCCUCAUCGUCAAGUUGUCAGUAGCAGUAUGCAUCGGAUUCCUGGGUGCAUGGAGCCCUUACGCCAUAGUGGCCAUGUGGGCGGCAUUUGGUGACGCCACCCUAGUGCCUCCUACUGCAUUCGCCCUGGCAGCCAUCUUUGCCAAAUCGUCCACCAUCUACAAUCCUAUGGUAUACCUGCUUUGCAAACCAAACUUCCGCAAGUGUCUUUGUCGAGACACAUCCACGUUCCGCAAUAGGAUCUGCAGGGGCAGCCCCCGGCCUGAACAGAAAGACCCAUUUGGAUCCACAUCCCAGAGAAACAUCAAGGACAUGAGUGUCUCAAACGGACAGCCAGAGAGCCACAGGGCAUGUUUGCACUCUGCCGAGGAUGGAGCACACUGCCACACAGGGACCACACCCCAGAGGACUGCCCGAAUACUGUCAGGCUCCACCUACAGCAAUGCGACUGUCAGUCAACUCUCUGCUAAACAACAGGCUCAUUUCCUCUAGUAGUGAAUCAGAACUGUAUCCUACCCUAAUCAUUCAGGCAGGGAUGGAGAUGGUCAGGUGGAAAGACAUGGCCAGGAUGGGAGACAGUAAAAUGGCAAAAAAGAAUAGGUGGAAUUCAGUUCAAGCACACAGGGCAAAAUGUCAGUAUCUGUGAGAGACUGGCCCAUCAUGCCUCAUCAGCGUUAGCCUCCGCUACAAAACAGUGCAUGCAUUCCCCUGUGCCAUCCAUCCCCCCAAACAUACAUAUGUUUUUAGCUGGCUGAGUUACUGGUAUUGGCGCUUAUUUGGGCAAUAUUUGUUAAUGCCUCCAUUCCAGAUAGCCACUAUUGGCAUUACAGCAAGCUACGGCCAGCCUCAGGAUCCCUAUAGGGAGAGCCUCAGUCCAUUCUGUUCUGACCAAGGUCACUGCCAAAGGACCACAGCUUCAAGGUUGGAUAUUUAGCAAAAAAAAACAUAUUUCUUGAAAUGUUUAUGUACGUCGGCAGCUGUUAUACUCCGUCUCACUCACCAUAACAAACAAGUUGAUCAAUGCAAACAACAAAUAACAUUAAGUUGUACAAGAUGCCUAAGGACAAAAUUGUUAAUUGAAAUAUUUAAAUAUAUUUAUAAAAGAGAACAUUUAUUGUUAUAAGUGCAGUGGAUUUAUCCAAGGACAAUUACACGGCAAGGAGACAGAACCAAAGGAAAUAGGAGCCCAAUGAUCCCACACAUUAUGCAAUGUUCACAUCUCUGUCGUGGGGGCUAUGAUAUGAAAAUCUUAUUGCUAAUCACUAAACUCGUCUGGUGAUACCGUGCCAGUGUAGAGAGGCCUUUCUCCUGACAUUAUUUCCAAUACAUUGUUGAUAGUACUGGGCUGUGAAGUAGGCCUGGAUUUGCCUUCAGACCAUUGUGUUGUUGUGCUGUAGGCUUUGAUGUGUAUUUGUAAUAAGAGAGCCUAUCUAGGCUAUAUUUUCAUCAUGAUGUCCUUGUUAAAACUGUGAAACAAAUAUGAGGAAAUUGAUUUAAUUAGCUUAGUUAUAUUGUUUGAAAUGUAAGUCAUGUUUCAAAACGGCCAAUCAAAAUAGGGCUACCUUGUCACAGGUUAGAGGUCAUCAUGGAGUGUUAUCCCUGAGGGUACCACAGGAGGGCAUCCUUAUGUUUCUAGUGUCCAGGUGAGCCUGAUUAGGAUUACUGGGUUCACCUAGUUUAGGACUAUUUAGGUUCCUCUAUUGAACUGGGCCGGUUGCUCAGGCCUCUUGUCUUGUUUUGUGUUGUACUCAUGUGCACUUGCUUUGUUGUUUUUUCUAUGAAUACUUCAGUAAACAUUCUGGAUUUACCCUCA
Oncorhynchus tshawytscha (Chinook salmon) is the source of this 2761-nucleotide messenger RNA. Its product is annotated as opsin-5-like. Gene Ontology annotation, biological process: visual perception; G protein-coupled receptor signaling pathway. NCBI's taxonomy places the organism in Eukaryota, Metazoa, Chordata, Actinopteri, Salmoniformes, Salmonidae. Gene Ontology annotation, molecular function: G protein-coupled receptor activity. The coding region runs from base 250 to 1440 and encodes 396 amino acids. The record is from RefSeq and is a predicted model, not a curated record. Gene Ontology annotation, cellular component: membrane. The transcript has 6 exons.